ACAUACUCGUACGAUUUUUAUGUUUUACAGAAAGAAAUCGAUUAAAACGCUCGGUGUGCGAAUUUAAGCGACGGUCGUUGUACGUAUACUAACAGAGGAAAGAAAUGAUAACGUCGUUGGCAGCGGUAGGGACGAUCGAUUUGUCGAGGUAUUGCGCGUUUGCUUGCACCAAGGUUACAUCGUUGUCGAAUGUCUUCGAUUCAUGAACGGGAAGGUUAACAGUUUAGCAAUAAAAUCGUAGUAAAUUCGGUCCGACGAUGCGUAACUGUUUGAAAAGUUUACAGUGACGCAAGUGACGAGGAAAAGCCAGUGGAAAAGAAGCGUACGAUCGAUUUCUUAUACGCUCGCGAGUACGUAGUUUCGAGUUUGUAGUUUAUACCGCUGUAAAGUGCUUUUGUUUGGGCAAUUUCUGUAAACGAGAAUCAAGUAAUGUUUCGAGCACGCUAUUAAUUUGUUUAAAAUUUGAAACUAGUAUGGCGCUACCGGAAACGGGAUUUGUAAUUGCUCCUCAAAUACCUCGAGGCUUGGCUCCUGCCGUCGAAGGACUCGCAAGGGAAAUAUUGCGACACCAACCCCACGAUAUUUAUACAUUCGCGGCCCAUCAUUUCGAACAGCUGGUGAAAUUACGAGAAAAGGAGCGUGUCGUAGGCGUUUCGAAAAUAUCCGAUCGCGUAUCGUACAACGGUAAAAAUUGUAUCUGGACCGGUCGUGGCAACGUCGAUCCACGUGAUUCCGAAUAUCGUAGCGAUCGGAGACUCAUAAAUUUUAUCGAAGAAACGGCAGCAAAGGAGCUGAGAAGACCGACGAAACUAUCGAAAAGAAGAAAGGAGGCGACGAAUAGAAGCGGCUGGUCUAUAAAUGAAACCGUCAAGGUAAUCAAAAGGCACGACCACGAGAACAAUGCCAAAAAGAAGAAACAUGGGAACACGCGAAUGUAUGAGAAAACGAACGAGAAAGAGAUUCACAGCCAUCCCGAACAAUGUUCGCCGCGUUCUACGAAGAAACUCGCACGGUGUCGAUUUCUCCGGUCUUCGUCCGCCGGGGAUAUACUCGCGAAAUCUGUUAACCGUCAGCAUAAAGGGAGACGGGAAAAGUUCUGCGACUGUAUCGCUGAUGCGGCGAAUACGUCUAAAACGGAAAUCGAGUACGUGGCUGAUUGUAAAAAGUUGAAACGACAGAAGAGCGCCGAUCAGAUCGAGUGGAUAUGCUCGUCCGGGGAUUCGAGACGAAGUCAAUCUCUCGUGAAUGUUGGAUCGAGAAGAAAUGGAUCGGACGCGGAGAGAGGAACGCGACGAAAUCGAUUGGAUCGGUUGGAGAAGCUCGAGAGCGCUGUAGUUCGAAACGCAGGAGUCGUCGUCGAGAGGGAAGCGAGAAAUAGCGAGAUGGAGGAAAUGUUUGGCGCCGAUCGAAAAGUCUCCGAAGACGAGUCGUCGGCAAGACGGGAGUCUACGUUGGAGACGUCCGUCGUUCUUCCGUCGGUCGUGCCGAGGCAAAGUUCCAGCAGAUAUUCGAGAAAUGGCUCGCGAAACGACGCGUACGAAUCAAUCGAGCAAAACGAUCCGAACAAUUUCGUUUUGCCGCCCAUUUCGAGCGACGCGACGAAACCGAUCAAGAGAGAAAAUAACUUGACGUUACCGGCUCUGGCGACGGCCACGGAGAUUCAACGUGACUCGAACAUCGAGAACGAGAAGCCUUUGGAGAUUUCUGAUCGUAAUUCGGCGGAGAACGAGCACGGGGAUGGAAAGGACGGUGGUAGCAUCGAAACGGAGACCAGCGACAGGGACAUCUUGGAAGAAUUGGAAAUUACGCGACGCUCGGAUUCACGGGGGCUGGAAGUCGAUGAAAUUUUUAAAGAUAGCUUGAACGUCACGCCAGAUUCGAUCGAACUUCCCCAGAGGCCGGAUUCGUUGGAGCACGCGGAGGACGAGGAAUUCCCUGAAUCGAACGAGCUUAAGAAGAAGUUAAUCGAGAUAGAAAUGGUUGAGAGGAGUAUCGAGAAUACUCUGGUUUCCUCCGUAACGGUGUCGUCCCCGAUGAAACAUUCGUCGCGUUCAGGAUCGGAAGAAACGCAUAACGACGCGAUGAACGAAGCGAGGGAAGACUCUGUCGAAGAGCAGCGGCUGGUGGAAACACCAGGAAACGACAACGAAGGCAUCGAAGCUGAAACGAGCGAAGAAAAGUCGGAUGCCGCGGAAACUUUGUCCUCGAAAGACGGGGACGUCGAUCGAUCGGAAGUUGGAGGAACAUCCGGCAAUCCCUCGAAAGACAUAGAUCUUACGUGUUACGUUCUCACGGAAGGUUCUCCCUGCGAGAUACCAGAAUCGGUAACAACCGUGAUCAUCUCGGAUAAAACGCUUCGGGACGAUGAUACGGUUCACGAGCAAGAUCACGAAACGCGUCGAGAAGAAUCUGAUCACGACGCGAAUCCUUUCGGAGAGUACAUAUGCCCGGAAACGUACGAGUACUCGAGAGGCAUGGAUGCGUACAACGUCGAGUUUUUACGGGACAUAAAAGCUGCUGACGAUAAAAUGGCCGUCGGUCACGAUCUUGGAAACAUCAAAGAGGAAGAGGAAAGCGAGAAAGAGGCAUUGGAUAAAUUUAAUACACGAUCCACGAUGUUAUCCAGCGACAUUGUUGCCGUAGAAUCCGACUCGUUGGGAGAAACGUUAGAGGCGGGCGGGAAUAAAAACGAAGUGGAAUCGAUUACCGAGGCAAGCUCGAGCAAUUUGGAUCGAAGCAGCACCGACGUUGAAAGCACGUCGCCUCGAGUCACGUGUACGACGGACGUACAUUCGGGAACGUUCGAAGGGAAUUCCCCGAGAGUCGAAGAUGCGGGGGGACAGAACGAACAACGAGAAACGUCUUCUUCGAUCGAUGUACCCGGACCGUACGUGCCCGAACUGAACUUGGAUUCUCUUCGAGACGCAACGAUAUCCUCGAUCGAAGAUAGAAGCGAUUCGAGGAAUGUUGAAAAUCAAUCGGAGAAGGAAACCGACGACGACAUUACUCUUCGCGAAGGCGAGAAAACUUUGUCCAUGUCGGAUACUCCGGACUCGGGGAAGAAGGCAGCGUCCGACGAGGACUCGUCCAAGAGCAAACUUUCCACCGAUCACGAAGUCAGGGUCGAGGAGAAUGGCACAGAAGACUGUCUUAUCGAGCUCGAAGACAAGUGCAUAGGUACGGUUAGCGAGAACAAUGGAAAAGAUACGCCUAACGUCGAAGAGGAGAUCGCAAAGGAAUUGAUAGAGAUCUUGACUCUCGAAACGCCGAUCCCUCAAGAAGAAGUCAAGACUGAGAAUAAUGCUCUUGACUCGAUCAACGACUCGUCGCGCUCGAAUUGCACGAAUCGACCGACAGACGAUAGCAAUCUUGCGAUCGAACUUGAUCCUUGCGUCGAUGAAACAGGAUCUAUCGAUCGCCCUUCGACCGGAACAAGUUCUCGAGAAAAGACAAACGGCGAUGUUUGUGAAAAAUAUGAAGAAGAAGGAGGAAUCGAUACCAAAGAUGUCGAUGAAAUCGUACAUGUUUCUGUUUCUCCUUCGGUGUCCCUCGAGACAGCCGAGGAUGUAGCAACCGAUCGGGUCGAUAGUCUUGCAGAAGAUCAAGAUCCCGAAGUUCCGACUGUUUCAGAUUUAGAAAGCAAGUCAUUGGAUGCGGCUGCUAGAAGAAUUCAAUACUGGGCGCGAAGAUUUCUAGUUGGCAAGCGUCGACCACGAGACAUCGAUAGGCAACAAAGUCAACAAGAUUCCACGAGCCCCGCGGAAGAUCCAACUGCAACGUUGUCUUCGACUCGAGAGUACAGCGAAAAACAAAUCGAGGAGUUGGCUGUUUCGGACGAUCGAGGGAAAUCCGAAGAUAACGAAAUACCCGAGACUCCCGAAAAGGCAGAGAACGAGGAAUGGUUGAUAACUGAAAAGAAGGAAUCGGAAACGCAACAAACAGACACGAUAAGUACAUCGAGCAAUUUAAGGCAUACCGGGGAAUUUCAUGAUUCUUUACCGUUACCUCUUUUCGAAGUCUCCAAGGGCCAACUGUCGACCAAAGACAUGCGCAUGAACAACAUGCGCGAAACCAGAAACCCUUGGUUCACCCUCGAGCCCGGUGCAUCGUGUUUCGAUUCCGAAUCGCCACGAGCGGGCGUUUUCUUCGCCUUCGAUUUUUCGAAUGCCUUUCGACCGGUCGAAACUAAGCCAGACGAUUCUAAAUAUUACUUGAAUUUUCCACCCUGUAUCGUACGUGUCGAGCGGUCCUUCGACGAUGCAACGAUAAAACCUGUCGAUUCCGACGAUAUUCGUGAACCAUUGGCGCUCGACGAACCACCAAAGUCCCUUUUUAUAGAAGAGAUUUUGGACAUCGACGAAGAGAAGCAACGCGCGUCGACGGAUUCAUGUAAGACGGUGAUCGAUUUCCCUAGUGGUGACGAUGAAACGGUACACAUCGACAAAAACACUAAUCCGUGCGAGAAUUUGUCUCCCGACUCUUCUGCGAUCGAGAGCGACAAAAGUCUAAAGGAUGAGACGAACAAGAAGAUGGAAAAUGUCGAGGAAACCCAGUCUCCGAGCACGCAGAACUAAGUCUUUCGACACCUUUGAUAGAAACAGUGUUGAAACAUAUUGUUUUAGGCAAAACGAGCUUUUUUUAUUCUAUAGAUACGAAAGCGUAAAUAAUCUUAUACGUAUAGUACUGUUCGUUUAAAUGGCCUCGUAUCUUUUAAAUAUAUUAUUUUUCAGGGCUUCUUGAUUUCCGUUUCGUUCAGGCUUGACCGAGACUAUUCGAGCGAACAGUAUGCUCCUCGAUUGAAAAGUGCAACGCGUGGGUGGAAUAACCGAUCGGCCGACGGAGUUGAACGAAUCGACACGAUCGUUCCUUAGAAUCUAGAUACGAAAUUAGACACGUUAUUUCUGCACAUUCUUACACACUCGUUACGAAAACGUAGCUACGAAAAUGUCAAGAACGGCUCGCCAAGGCGAAUAACGCGGUGCCGUUCAGCCGCGAGGAAGGAAAAGAAACUCGAAAAAGCCACACUGCGACGCGGUUGUAUCGCGGAAGAAAAG
Messenger RNA from Colletes gigas, 5054 nucleotides. Its product is annotated as dentin sialophosphoprotein-like. NCBI's taxonomy places the organism in Eukaryota, Metazoa, Arthropoda, Insecta, Hymenoptera, Colletidae. The transcript has 3 exons. The record is from RefSeq and is a predicted model, not a curated record. Bases 474 to 4574 code for a protein of 1366 amino acids.